AACCGGCGCUAUCGAAUAUUUUUCACCGACUUUUAUCUCUGAACGGCAUGUUUUUCUGCCUGUGGCUUUUAACAAAAAAUCAUUUUAUUUAUAGUUUUUGUUAAUUUAUUUGUGCUGAAUAUAUAUUUGAUGGCUUUUCCUACACUAGGAGCACAACAAGAAACAAAUCGUAAAAUUCUGGAAGAUUUACAAUUAAAACGACAACUUUUACAAAAAGGCGUCAAUCCAGUGGCUGAUAUUAAUCUCGGUACCGGUCUCUCUACACCUCUCAACCAGAUGCCCACUACACAGUUGUUGGGUCAACCAACGGAUUUUCCGCAGACCAGCAGUGCCAUAACUGUGCCACGCUCAGUCUUUAAUCCUACAAGUGCCACCACUUUGGGCUAUUUUAUUAGUCAGGAUUCACAUUACGGCAAUUCGUUUAUACCGGUCUUACCUCGUUUGGAUCCCAUAACCACCAAUCAUACCGCUAAAUAG
Lucilia cuprina (Australian sheep blowfly) is the source of this 477-nucleotide messenger RNA. Its product is annotated as SOSS complex subunit C homolog. Gene Ontology annotation, biological process: DNA repair. Gene Ontology annotation, cellular component: nucleoplasm; nucleus; SOSS complex. The record is from RefSeq and is a predicted model, not a curated record. The transcript is spliced from 3 exons. Lineage: Eukaryota; Metazoa; Arthropoda; Insecta; Diptera; Calliphoridae. The coding region runs from base 130 to 477 and encodes 115 amino acids.